Molecule: messenger RNA, 5423 nt
Organism: Eriocheir sinensis (Chinese mitten crab)
Lineage: Eukaryota; Metazoa; Arthropoda; Malacostraca; Decapoda; Varunidae
Gene: mfrn
Product: mitoferrin-1-like
Exons: 4
Coding region: 316-1437 (373 amino acids)
Biological process (GO): iron import into the mitochondrion
Cellular component (GO): mitochondrial membrane
Molecular function (GO): ferrous iron transmembrane transporter activity
Source: RefSeq, a predicted model, not a curated record
UCAACCACACACCGCCACGAGUCUGCGCCAUCCACAUUUCCUUAUAACUGAGCUAGGAGACCAACGCCUAGUCGAAUAAUACUUCUUUCACCACCAAAACCAUUUACGUAAACAUAAUACCCAACCAAACGCCAUAAUAGUGGAUGGCAACAAUGGAUAUGAAACCCCGUACAGCGAUAAGAUGGUCAGUCUGCUUGUGGCCGUCAAGUGAGGAAGGUCGGCGGCCCCCUACCCUCACUUUCUCUUUUCACAACACGAACCGAACCUUAGGAGUAAGUGACACAUACGAAAACUGAACGACCGGGACACGAAAACAUGGAAUUCGACGAGUACGAGAGCCUGCCGACCUCAGACGUGGGGGUACACAUGACCGCCGGAGCAGUGGCAGGAAUCAUGGAGCAUUGCGUAAUGUAUCCCAUUGAUUCCGUGAAGACUCGAAUGCAGAGUUUGGCACCAUCCCCUGAGGCCUCGUACCGGACCAUCCGAGAGGGUCUGGUGAAGAUGGUGAGCGCUGAGGGUAUCAUGCGGCCGCUUGGGGGCGUGAGUGCCGUCAUUAUUGGGGCAGGACCUGCACAUGCUUUUUACUUCUCUGCUUACGAAGUGAUCAAGUCAACAUUUAGCUCAAAGAAUUCAUUUCAGAACCAUAUAGUUAACGCUGGUGCUGGCUGUGGAGCGACCAUCCUACACGACGCUGUCAUGGUUCCUGCUGAUGUUGUUAAACAACGGAUGCAGAUGUACAACAGUCCCUAUUCUUCCUGCUUUGACUGCAUACGGAAGCUGUACAAAGCAGAGGGCAUCAAGGUGUUCUACCGGUCCUUCACCACACAGAUGGCCAUGAACCUCCCUUUCCAUGCCAUCCACAUAGCAACUUACGAAAAGUUCCAGAACAUCCUAAACAAGAAGAGAGAGUACAACCCCAAGGCACACAUAGUUGCCGGAGCGGCAGCAGGGGCCGUGGCCUCUGCCUUCACAACGCCCUUGGACAUGUGCAAGACCGUUCUCAACACCCAGGAGUCCUCUGCUCUCCUCCAGCUGCAGCAGUCUCGAGUGGUGGGAAUAACAGGUGCUCUUAGGACCAUAUACCUGAUGAAUGGCAUCCCAGGCUUCUUCAAAGGCAUACAUGCACGCGUUCUUUAUCAAAUGCCCGGCACUGCAAUCUCCUGGAGCAUUUACGAGUUGUUCAAGCACCAUUUGUCAAAGGCCAACAAAAGUGACAGUCCACCACCACACUGGGACAGUGAUCUGAGGAAAGACAGUGUUGUUAGGGAAACCAGAAGUGACGUUGACUCCUCCAGUACAAACACGAGCGACGGGAAGGAGAAGCGCAUCAUUCUCGGCUCCACCACAAACAAAACUGUUGAAAGGUUACGGAGUCUCCACAUGCCGGGCCUGACAGCAAGUUGUGCCGCUGCAGACGACAACUUCCUCAGCAAAUAGCAAUAAGUGGUGUGUAGAAAACUAAAGACACUUGUUUUAAUCUUUUGUUGAAUGUCCAGAUUGUGCCUUCAGUUGAAUAUCAUUUGAGGAGGGAGUUGUGUGACUUCUUGACUACCUACUUGGUGAUGAUGUUCUGCCCGCUGCAGUCAAAGCUUUUAUCUACACAUUUUUCAGGAGACAAGAAUGGUGGGUGAAUUUAUGCUAAUGCCAUUGUUACAUUACCAGGAAAAAUAUGAGAAUACUCAUCUCUCUCACUUCAUAAUCAGUAUUAAUGAUUCUUAUCAUUGUUAUCAUCACCUUCUCCAUCAUCAUUGUCAUAUCCUCUCUUAUUCUAUGCAUUUAAGUUCCUGUUGACAGCUUCAAUUUCCUAUGUAUUUAGGCAGCAAUGAGGUACAUGAGUGUGGGCUAACUUUGUAGGUCUUGCUCAGUUACUCCCAUGCAAAGUGCAAGUAUAUCUAGUGUGUGGCCCACAGCUUUCCACUUCUCCCUCCCAUGUCAUGGUGCUGAGAGCAAGCAGCCUUGGGGUGGGUUUCCUGUUGAGUCAUUGCUAAUGGAGUGACCCAGCACUGCAUUGGCUAACAGCAACUUUACACUUACCAGAGCUAGGACUCCCCAUGCUUUUAAAAAUGUUCGGUAUAAAUGAACAGCAAAUUAAUAUUCAACUUCUUUUCUACUUUUCCAUUUUCUGUAUUGCAAUUCCUUUCAUUUAACAUCAUAUCAGCCUGUUUGUAUAGUGGUGGUGUACAUAGCCUGCAGCAUCAUUAUAAUCCCCGGUCACUUGCUUCAAAGUUUUCAUUAAUAUUAUUACUUAAUGUGUUGAGUAGAAUGCCUUGAGUCCAUCCAACAGUCUUCCAAUACACCAUAUUUUUUUGUGUAUCAUUCAAGGCACUUAUAUCUGCUUUAAUUGUCUUUAAACAUUAUAUCUUAGUAGCAGACAAUCUUGCAUUCCACACAACCACAUGCACCUGUCCAGUGUUGGUAACUGCUGGACAGACAUGUGGGCUGCUUUAAAAACUACAAUGUCACCUUUGAGUAGUAGUAGGAUAUUGUCACUGUCAUUUCUCUUGUUAUUAUUGCUGUGGUAGUCAUUGCAUCACAGUGAGGGUUUUCCAUUUCCCUUCCCUUGGCAGUGUUAGUGAUUCUCAUGCUCCACACGUGCUGGAAGUUGUCACCGGCAUCGGGCUUGUCCGAUUUCAAGUUCUCAUAAAUGAGUAAGGAAGAUGGAUUGACUAAAGAUGUGCUUGACAGCCAGGCGCCAGCACACCUCACCUGAUCUAGCUGUAGGCUCAUUCUCUGCCUUGUUGUUAGUCCCUCAAGAGAUGUGUAUCCCCAUAAUGCUUCCUGUUGUAGCAUCCCUGCCAUUCUGUGGGUGGUAGCAGCCUGAGGAUAACCUGUUUGCACCCUUCUUGCUGUGGGUCAGGUUGUAACUACCUGGACACUAGGGAGUUUUAGUGGAUUGAAUUUAUUUUGCAUCUUAUUUCAACCUAUGCUCAAAAUUGUACUUGUUUGAUUUUUUAAAUUGUUUAAAAGUAAGUGUAUGAGGGUAACAAAAUUUUAGAUAUAUAGAAAUAUCAGCAUAGAAAUAUAUUUUCAGUAAAGUAAUAUUUAAGCCUAAUACUCAGAAAUCAACAUUUGCAGCUAAGUAAUGUGUAGAUAUAAGGAAUUUGACUGUGCAGUUGUAGAAUAUGAUUUAAUAUGCAGGAGUAUGUGAAGAAGAUUACUCUCUUGGAUGCAUUCUAGUCAAUGUCUCAACAAAGGGAACCUCACAUCAUCGACGCUUUGAAAGCAAGCACUGCUUACUGAAGGAUUGACUAGGCCAUGAUUCAAGACGGUAGAUCCAGUAAUGUACCAGUGAAUGUGUUACUUUCCUGUCAGAAUUAUGUGAUUCCAGCAGUCUGCUUGAGCAGAAUGAAAGUUUGUCCUGGAACAGUGAGAUCACGUGUGCAUGUGUGGGAGCAACCAAAUGGAUGGAAACAUACAAGUUUUAACAGAUUGUGAUCCUGUCUACCUAAUAAAAACAGAGAUUCAUAGUUUCCAUGAUGUACAUGUUUUUAUGUACAUAUUUUUAUAAGUGCUGGUUGUGGGGGCAACAGCCUUAGUGAGUUUCCAGGAGGUGCUGUAAUUGUGAUAAUUGCAAGUGAGACCUGUUGUUAUUGCAAGAAUUUGUGACGGUCUCCAGCAUUUUCACCGCUUUGUAGUCUGCUGGAGAGCCUGUUGCCUCACCAGUUGUGAUACGUUGACUUGCUUGAUGUCAGUUAACAUGUCAACACUUGUUUUUAGAUGUUUAUGUCAAGUAAUACUAAGAAAUGAUUAAACCUCUUAUGGUAUGGUGAUCCAAGGCUCAUGUUGAACAAUUCUUGCCAUAUUUAUCCUGCACCUAUAAUUGCUGGGGUUGGGUUUAGCACAGCAUUACUAUUUUUAUGUAUUUUAUUGCUUCAGCAUUCAGCAUGGUAGCGGUAGCACUAUUGAGAACAAAAAUAUCCAAAGUAAUGUCACAGAAGGAUUAAGUUGCACUGUCCAUUAAUGUGUCUUACAAUGAAGGCCUCAUGCAUUUUAGCAACAUUUACUCCUGAUUCUUGCCAGUAAAUCUUAUUUGGUUCGUUUAAUCUUGCCAGUGUGUUAAAUUAUGGUCAGUUACAGCUACGAGUUGAGGGCUUCAACUUUGUCUUGGAUGGAAUACAAGGAUAUAUAUAUAUACUAUAUAUAAUACAAGAAUAUACAUAUUAAGUAACUGCUAUCGUUGUGUAACGAAAUGCUUCUCAUUUUACUUUAUCGGAAUCACUUGUAUUAAUGUAUGACAAUAGUAAGAGUCUUUAAAACAUUUAGCAAGUCCUCAUUGAUUUGUUACAAUUGUAUUCACUACAAGCUGUACAGGUGCUGCUCACUGGCCAACACCAGUGAGUGUCUCCUUAACUUUGAGAAUUCAAAGUGAUAAGUUCCGCAUUUCCUGAUGGACAGUAACAUCAUGCACAAUCUGUGUCUAGAAAAAACAUGUUUCUGAAGGGUUAUUGUAAUCUGUAAUCAUACCUCCAGUGUUGGGGGUUAGACAUAAUCUUUUGCGUUCCCCUUCCUUUCUUAGCAGUACAGUGAAGGUGGUAGUAAUCCAUCUGCAAUUCUGUAAAAUGUUUAUCCAAGAUGCAGUUUUAUGAAGUUGGCAAGUAGUAUAUGCCUUCUCCACAUGAUUACUCUUAAGAGUGGCCUGAAAGAUCAAGCCAAACAUAGGCAGCAAGAGAACACAGUGAUUUCAUAGUGUAAAGCAUUCCUUUUUCUUGCACCAAAGGUCAAUUUCACAUUCACAUUCAAUUAAGAAUUUUUGUCUGCCACUAAAUACCUAUUGCUUUCAGAUUUAGUCCAUUUGAUUUUUUGCAGUCUUGUUUCCCUUGCUGUCUACUGCCUGUAUGUGAAGGCAUUUUAUAUGAAUUGCAGUGUAACUAUUUUAAUAGGGAACACUUGGGUUAUGAAAACAACUGACUGGCCUGCCAGGAACUGUUAUCAUCUGUCAGUGCCUGAAUACCAUCACAGGCAGGCCAGCAGCAGUAUGGUGUGUCUGUAUACUGCCCUCAGCCUUGCCCUAAAGCUCAAUGGUUUUUGAAAGGUGUAAACCCCCCAUGGGUGAAGUAGGAAGAUCAUCACUCAGCAAGAUGGAUUCCAAGUCUGACAAUUCUUAGGCUUGCUUGUGGUGUAAUUAAGACCAAUCAUUGUUAGUAAGUUGAAUUUAAGGCUUGCAUGAUUUGGGGUCCUUAACUGCUGUAUUGAUGAGAGGGAAUGAUUGCAAUCAGUCAUCGUUGCAUAAGUGUAUCAGGUAAUCAAUUGGUCGUUGCAUUAUUGACGUAACGUGCAGGCUGCUGGACAGUAUACAGACAGGAUUCUUCAAUACCCUUGGAGAAGCUUCAAGCCCAGGGAGGUUUAAUCUUUUCCAGUAUUGUUGUUAAUCUCAGAUGUACAUAAAGAUUAUUUAAAUGAAAUAUAUUUACAUUUUCUAGUAA